UGGAAGGAGGAGGGUGAGGCGGAGGAGCGCAAGAGGCAAGAGGUGCGCGAUGCGUUCGAGCGGGAACGCGCGGACGAAGAACGCCACCGGCUGGAGGUCGUGCGCAGGAGCCAGGGCGUGUACUGGACGGAGCCGCACGGGGACUGGCGCUGCCAUGCGUACGGGACCCGGAUCUACACUUCGUACCUCCGCGACAUCCCGGACGGCAUGAACUGGCUCGAGGUGUGCGACAACAUGCCGCCGGUCGUCAUCCAUGGCCGGGAAGUGAACAAGCCGUCGAAGUGCGAGCGCAACGGGGAGGUGACCGGUGUCUGGUACAUCGAUUUCGACGAACCUAGCUGCCAGCCCUACUGGGGUAACAUCGCUGACAAGGGCUGCAUCUCGGGGCAGACAGGAUACCAGCGUCUCGAAGCUCGCCUCGAUGGCAUGAGUAAAGGUGCAGACUGGAACAUGAUGUGCACGACGACGGCGGCCACGAUCCACGGCGUGCACUUCAAUCACCCUACCACUUGCGAGGACAGGGGCAAGUGGGGCAUGGUGGGUAUCUGGCACUACACCAACGUCAACUGCCUUUAG
Molecule: messenger RNA, 576 nt
Organism: Trametes versicolor FP-101664 SS1
Lineage: Eukaryota; Fungi; Basidiomycota; Agaricomycetes; Polyporales; Polyporaceae
Exons: 5
Source: RefSeq, a predicted model, not a curated record